GAUUGAUGGGCCACUGCCUCCGGGUUUCAGGUUAGAUAAACAAUUCAUGCAGUUGGUCAGUUUCACUGUAACUUUUUUUUUUUAAAGUCCCUCCUCCUCUUCCUCCUCCUCCUCCUGGUUUCCAAAAGCCCCUUUUUACAAGACAGCAGCUAUAACAGCGGCAGGCGCCACCACAGCAGCACACGCUGGUUGUGUACAUGGGGCUCUAGUUGCAAAAGAGAAUCCAGGGAAAUAUUUCUGACCAGGAGCCGAGUUUUCUGAAACUCCAGGGGGGGAAAAAGAACCCAUAAAAGAUGAGGAAGUCUGGAUUUUUGCAUCACUUCUUUAGGAAGACUAUGGUCUGGCACAAAGUGUCACAUUUACGCCCUAUGAACAUUCUCUUUUUGGUGCUUAUUUGGAUUGGCAUCUCAAAAGGUCAGACGGAUUGCACAGGUGUGGAAUGUAAGAACCUGGAAAAUUGCAUUGAAGAAAUGCUUGAACCUGGUGAAUGCUGUGCCGCUUGUCUCCAACAUGGCUGCACCUGUGAAGGUUAUCAGUAUUAUGACUGUGUGAAUGUAGGGUUUAUAAAUGGCAAAGUCCCUGAAGGGCAGUCCUAUUUUGUUGACUUUGGAAGCACAGAAUGUUCAUGUCCCAAAGGGGGAGGUAAGAUCAGUUGCCAGUUUAUGCUUUGUCCAGACCUUCCUCCAAACUGCAUUGAUGCUGUGCUACCAUCAGAUGGAUGCCCUCAGUGUGGAAGAAUAGGUUGUGUCCAAGAUGACCAGAAGUAUGCAGCAGGACACACAUUCCAUGUACCUCCAUGCAAGGUUUGCCAUUGCCCCAAUUCUGGAGGAGACCUCAUGUGCUAUGAGCUUCCAGAUUGUAAUGAGUCUACAUUAAAUCCCCAUAAUCUACCUGAAAGAGAUGAAGUAGAACCGGAGAGGCAUUAUGACGAUCCCUACAGUUAUGAUCAGGAAGCACCAGAUGGAGACACUACUCAGGUGGAGCCACCUAAAAAGUACUACAGCUAUUCAGCACAUACAGAGCAAGAGAGUGUUGGUCAGGAGCAAAGUGAGGACUAUGAUUACCUUGCAAGCAUAGUUACCCCCUCUUCACUACUGCCUUCAGUUUCACACAUUGAAGAAGCUCUGUCAUUGACCCCCACAAGUGCUCCCACACACAACACCCAAACAAGUCAUGCCAGUGAAAACAAUGAAGAAAGGACUUCUACAAUCACCAUGUCAACAACCAAAGAGCAACAGACAAGUCAUAAAAUGACCACUGCAAACACCAUUCAAAAAGAACUUGUUGUGACAACAACGGGUAUUUCCCAAUACAUGGCAGAAAUGGAGAGGAAGAACCGAGCUAGACAUGAGCAAGAAGAAAAUGCCCGAUUUAAAAUCAAACUUAAUAUGAAAAAAGACAAUAAGCAGAAAGAAAACAAAUUAACACGUUUUAAAGAAUCCAACACGACUCACUCGCAAGGGCUAAACUUUUUGCAUGAAAAACAGGAGGAUGAUCAUUUUCCCAAGGUCAAGUUUAAUCCAACACCACCAUCUCCUAUUGCAUUAAAAGAAGAGCAUAAUCAAAUAUCUCCCAAACAGCCUCAGGCACUUUACCAUUACCAGCCUGAAGAAGAUGUAGAUCCCAAUUCAGUUCAUACUUCUUCCAAAUUAACUGAAGGUUCAACAAAAGAUUUAAUUGAAACUUGCUGUGCCGCUGGACAACAGUGGGCUAUUGACAACAGUGAAUGCAUGGAAACCCCUGUAAGUGGAACAGAUGGGGAUAUCUGCAGAAUUGCUCAGAAGCAGUGUUGUCUAUCAUAUUUAAAAGAAAACAGCUGCAUUGCUGGCAUGAUUGCUGCCAGAGAAGGUGAUUUGUGUGGACUGGAUGAAAGCGAUACCUGUGGAGGAUCAUUUUACAAGCAAUGUUGUGAUUGCUGCUCAUUGGGCCUGCGUGUAAAAAGUGAGGGUCAAAGGUGUGAAUCCAACCCAAAUCUUGGCUACCACUGCAGCCUUGUGAUGCUUUCCUGCUGUGAAGGAGAAGACCAUCUUAUCCUUCCAGAGCUGAAAAGGCACCCUGAACCACUGCCAACAGCAACACCGGAGAAACGCAUGUUGACAGUUUCAGAGCUUGAGGAUCACAAUGAAGCCUUGUCGAUCAGUAAUGAAGCCGAAUUGUCAAACAGCUUACCUGGAGAUGACCUGGAUGAGUGCCUUGUCUAUCCUGGAGAGCUCUGCCAGCACCUGUGCAUCAACACAGUAGGAUCCUACAAGUGUUCAUGCUUCCCAAGAUUCACUCUGCAGGACGAUGGACGGGGCUGCAGUCCAGAUUUUGAAAAAGAUGAACAAAAUGCUGCCUUAGCAGACACAGUCACUGUUGCUUCAGAAGCCUUGAACAUCCAACCUGUGACUGUCAACUCUUUACUGGUAGAGCAAGAUAAGUGUAAAGAUAAUGGACCAUGUAAACACGUAUGUCAUGUUACGGAAGAGAAAAUUAUAUGCUCUUGCUUACCUGGGUUUGCCCUCAUGUUGGAUGGAGUUUCUUGUGAAGAUAUUAAUGAAUGUGUAACAGAUGCUCAUACCUGUAACAGAGGGGAACGCUGCUUUAACACAGUUGGGUCAUUUACAUGCCUCCAGCAACUCAGCUGCCACUCAGGCUAUGAACUUAAAGAUGGUGAAUGUGUUGACAUUGAUGAAUGUGAGAGAGGAACUCAUAGCUGCAAGAUAAACUUCGUAUGUCAAAAUACAAAAGGAUCAUUCUAUUGUGAAUCCAAGCAACGAUGCAUGGAUGGAUUUUUACAGGAUCCACAGGGAAAUUGUGUGGACAUUAAUGAAUGUACAUCACUGUCUGAGCCAUGUAAGCCUGGAUUCAACUGCAUCAAUACUGUGGGGUCGUAUACAUGUCAGAGAAAUCUGUUAAUUUGCAGCAGAGGAUAUCAUUCAAGUGAAGAUGGAACCAAAUGUGUUGAUGUUGAUGAAUGCCAGACUGGUGUACACCGCUGUGGAGAGGGUCAGAUUUGUCAUAAUCUGCCUGGAACUUACCGCUGUGAAUGCAAGAUGGGAUAUCAGUAUGAUGCAUUCAGCAGAACCUGCAUUGAUCUAAAUGAAUGCUGGAAUUAUCCCGGUCGACUGUGUCAACACUCAUGUGAAAAUACUCCCGGGUCCUAUCAUUGUUCCUGUUCAUCUGGCUUUCGUUUAGCUUAUGAUGGAAAGCACUGUGAAGAUGUCAAUGAAUGUGACAACAAUCCAUGCAGUCAAGAAUGUGCAAAUAUUUAUGGUUCCUACCAGUGUUAUUGCAGGCAAGGCUAUCAGUUAGCAGAAGAUGGUCAUUCUUGCAAAGAUAUAGAUGAAUGUGCACAAAGUGCAGGUAUUCUGUGCACUUUUCGGUGCGUUAAUGUACCUGGAAGUUAUCAGUGUGUUUGUCCUGAUGAAGGUUAUACAAUGUCAGCAAAUGGAAGGACUUGUCGUGAAUACAAUCAGUGUUCAUCAUCACAAUCGUGCUACAAUAUUCAUGGCAGUUUCCGAUGUCUUUUGUUUGAGUGCCCAGACAACUAUAGAAAAGUGUCUGAUACGAGAUGUGAACGUAUCAACUGCUUCAACUUUCUGGACUGCCAAAACACUCCCUUGAGAAUCACUUACUAUCAGCUUAACUUCCAAACCAACACUGUAGUCCCAGCUCAUAUUUUCCGAAUUGGUCCCUCUCCAGCUUAUGCUGGAGAUAACAUAAUCCUUACUAUCAACAAAGGAAAUGAAGAGAACUACUUCAGCACUAGAAAGCUUAAUUCCUACACAGGCGUUGUCUACCUUCAACGGCAAGUAAAGGAACCCAAAGACUUUUCGUUAGAUGUUGAAAUGAAGCUUUGGCGUCAAGGAACAUACACAACUUUUCUGGCCAAAAUUUAUAUCUUCAUCACAUCUCAUGUCUACUGAGGCAACACAUCUUGACAUGGAAGUUUAUUGGUGCGGUGGCCUUUCAAUUUUCUUCCAGAUCAUUCUAUUAUUAUUAUUAUUUAGAAACGCUGUAUCUAGCCUUUUAGACUGGUUUUUUUUGGUGCAUAAAAUAUUUCUUUUUGUAAAAUUAACUUGAAGUAUCACCCUGUUUUGCUUAAACUUUGUAUUUUUAACUGAGCAAAAAAAAAGACUUUGAGUUUAAAGCAGUAUAUAUACAGUAGUUACAAUGUGUUCUCUUAGUAUGUUCUCGGGGUGUUGCAGGGAAUUCAGAAUUGUUUCUCUUAGGCCCCUUCUGCACACGCAGAAUAAUGCACUUUCAAUCCAUUUUCAGUGCACUUUGCAGCAGGAUUUUACUGUGUGGAAUAGCAAAAUCCACUUGCAAACAAUUGUGGAAGUGGUUUGAAAGUGCAUUAUUCUGCAUGUGUGGAAGGGUCCUUAGAUUUAAACACUUAUCCAUUCAACUUAUUUCAAUUAAGAAAAUAAACUUGUGGACAUUGAAAUCAGUUAGGCGUUUAAAAGUGCUUCAGUGUGACCCUUUCUGCACAGCAAAUGUAUAGCAGGUUGCAGUCGGGAUAAAGUAACCUGCUUUCUUGUUUUCAAGUUCACAUGCAUCCAUGAAGGCAGCGAUUGGAGCGCGCGGAAACAAUAAAGUGGACAUGCCACACCUCUACAAUGGAGGUGCUGCUAUCAUUUCAAUUUACCUCCUCACUGAUGCGUAGGGGCCAUGCGCAGGUAAUGCAAUAAAACAAACCCCACAGUUAUGCUGACAUCUCAUGAUACCACAAUACAACCAUGUGCACUUGAGUAUUUUUCCAGCCCAUUGGGUGUCCUGUUCAUCAUCAGCGUUUGAGUCAGAAACUGGCAAUCUUAACUGUGAAAGAAAGAAAGAAAGCUGAUCUUUGGUAUUAUUGGUUUCUAGGAAAAAAACACCUUGGACUAUUUUGUCAUAGUGUAACUUUUCCACAGAUCUUAUAGUGUCAUGCUGUAAUGCCACGGUUUAAAAUCUGUCAAGCAUCACCAGUCAGAUCCCAAGUGAUCUGGAUAGGGCAUUUUAAUCUAUGAAAACACAGUGGCUGAUGUUGGAAAAACAUCCGCCCUGCCAAUUCAGCACAGAUCCACAUGUGAUGGGUCAGUUGCUGUGCAUACCUGAGUUUUUCAUCAGCAACUUGCUGACCACAUGCAAACAGUCUUAAAAUUGGCAUACACUCAUGUGUUUUCUGUACAAAAUACAGAGUUGCCCUUCAAUCUGUGGGCCAAUAUUUAUGUUUGUGGUACCAAAUAAAAAUCUAGUUACUUAGCGUUAAGAUCUUUUUCUCCAUCCUAAUUUGUGUAGCCUUUUGCUCAACUACAAACACAUCUGUAAUGUGCCUAAUCUGGGUGGGAUCACAUCCAGCACUUAAAGUUAAUAUUUGCUAAAGCAUUUGCAAGGUUAGGUUAGGGAACAGACAGAAUUUCUGUGCUUUUUUGCUGACAUUUGCAGUUUGGGGUACUUGCCUGGUUAUAUUUAAACUUAAUCCUAAAGCAACACCUCAUUUUCGAAGAACACGAGGUGCAGACAAGGUGUAUUAUACUCUUUCAAGGAAAUACCAAAGAUUAAGAAUUCCAAACCAAAGAUGAAAAAUGCCAAAUCCUUUUCACACCUCAUUGAGUUGCAUGCAUGCCCAAUUAGAAUGUUAAGAUAGAACUUGAAGAAAACAGAUGAAAUUUAUUUUUCUGUUAUUCCAGCCUGAAUUACAUGGUGGAAGUGUGGCAAGCUGAGUAAUUUGGGAGCAUGUAGAAAUCAUGUGCUGUACUAAUAGCAACAUAUAAUGGUUAUUUUUCCUCAUAUUUUAUAGAAAACUGAAUGGGAUCCAGACCUAUGAGCCACAUGUGCCAGCGGGUAGCUUAAUCAAAAGAUUUGUUGAAAUUUACACGUGAACGGCAGAAUUUCAAAACAAAUGUUUGUUGUUUUAGAUAAAAUGCUCCAGUUGUAUUAUUUUACUGAAUAUCUGUUAACAUGGGUAUUUUAACUUUACAAAAAUUUUGAUGAGAAACAUAAGUACAAUAUAUAGGACUGAUUUUUUUUCUACUGUAGUGGUUUAAUCCUUUCCUUGUUCUCCAGUGAUCUUAUUUUGUACAUAAAACAAAAAAGAAGCCAUGUAUUGAAUCCUUUUUAUAUGGUGAUCAAUAUUAUGCAAUGUAAAAUACUAAUGUAAAUUCUUGUUUUGUUCGGGGGGAGGUGGAAAUUAGAAACACCUGUACUGAUCUCACCCAAUUUCAAUACUGUAAUUUUUGUUCAGAUAUCAGUGCACAGUAAAAUAUCAGUAUUGUUUAUGUUUA
Molecule: messenger RNA, 6248 nt
Organism: Sphaerodactylus townsendi
Lineage: Eukaryota; Metazoa; Chordata; Lepidosauria; Squamata; Sphaerodactylidae
Gene: FBLN2
Product: fibulin 2
Exons: 17
Coding region: 294-3908 (1204 amino acids)
Cellular component (GO): extracellular region
Molecular function (GO): calcium ion binding
Source: RefSeq, a predicted model, not a curated record